CGGAGACGCGGCUUGGCCAGCCAAUCACACCACAGGAUACGGGGAUUCCCUUUCUUUCCGUGCGGACGGGAUAGACGCGCACGUCAAACAACAGGUGAGGGAAAGAUAUGGCGUGGCGAGUAUGUCGACCUCGGCACAAUACUACCAAACAACGAGGGAGGUCACGAGGACGGUACGAUUACCAUGGCGUACGACUCCUCAGUAGGCACUCCGAGGUCCGCACAACCCAGGGGUUGCUGUCCUACAUGGAAACCAUACGGACGGCGGCGCUUCGAUUCGGGGGGAUGCCUGGUCAACCUACGACCAACAAUUCCGACACAGAAUGUCAAGGGACCCCUCACGACGCUGGGACAACAUCGACGGGGAGUUGUGGCUGAAGUACAUGGUAACACAGCCGGUACGACAACCAGAAUCAGGCGGACGGGGCGCAAUGACACGCGUACAGGGGGACAUCGCCAGUCAGGUAUGCUGGGAUUUCAAUAAAUUUGGCUGUAGCAGGGUUAACUGUAAGUACACUCACAAAUGCGGUAAGUGUGGCGAACAUUCCCAUAGCUCUAGGACCUGCUUUCGAGGGAAUGGGGUCCAACCGACCCCAUACAAGCCCAAUCCUAACAGAAAACAACCCCGCAAGGCAGGUAAAUUCAAUGGCCCCUUCCCCCGUGGACCUCAAUGAAAUGGCACCUUGGUUACGCCAAUAUGCUAGGGUCAAUUACAGAGAUGCAAAUUAUUUAUGGGUAGGUUUUAGCUUUGGCUUUAAGCUCGAGUUCCAGGGAAGCCGCACGGGUCGCCUGGCACGAAACUUGCGAUCAGCCACGCACCAAGACACGGCAGGCUACGUGAAACAAAAACUACAAAAGGAAGUCGACCUUGGCAGGAUGGCGGGCCCCUUCAAGGACACCCCCCUAGACAACCUCCAAGUAUCCCCAAUAGGCCUGGUGCCCAAGAAGCAGCCAGGGUAUGGUCAGCACCUGGGUAAGCAUGCGGAGGAAUUCCGUCUAAUCCACCAUCUAUCCUAUCCCAGGGGUAAAUCUAUAAAUGACUUCAUAGACACAGAGGCCUGCUCCCUUGUGUACGCCAGAUUUGAUGAAGCUACCCAUAUGGUUCAACAACUGGGAAAGGGAGCACUACUAACAAAAUUCGACAUUCAGUCGGCCUUUAGAAUUAUACCAGUCCACCCAUCCGAUUUCGAGCUGCUAGGCAUCAGAUUCGAAGGUGAGUUCUAUUUCGAUAAAUGCUUACCAUUUGGCUGCUCCAUAUCUUGCGCCAUAUUUGAAACGUUUAGUACCUUCUUGCAAUGGUGCAUGCAAUCCCAUCUUCCAACGCGUCCGAUCAUGCAUUACCUGGACGACUUCCUAACGGGGGGCACAGCAGGCACCAGCCACUGCUCAGACAACCUCAACGGAUGCGUGAAUACACUUGAACAGCUCGGGGUUCCUAUUGCGCACGACAAGACGGUGGGCCCCACAACCAAACUGACAUUCCUAGGGCUGGAAAUCGACACCAUUGCAAUGCAGAUCAGAAUCCCAGAGCCCAAGAUCAAGGAGGCAACAAGGGAAAUCCAUGACAUCCUGUCAACAGGUAACAUCAAGGUCACAAAAAGGGCCCUUCAGUCCCUCAUAGGCAAGCUUAACUUUAUGUGCAGGGCUAUACCAAUGGCAAGGGCAUUCAGCCGCAGGCUAAUCGAUCUGCUUAGCAAAGGUAAGCAACCAUUUCACCACAUUAGGAUUACCAGCUGGGUCAAGGAAGACCUACAAAUGUGGUUAACAUUUCUUACAGCGAUUUCCUCCAGCUGUUUUCAGACGCAGCGGGCGGCGCCGGCUUUUGGGCCUACAUGCAGGGCAAAUGGUUUAACGGCGCAUGGCCAACCCAGUGGGUGACGGAUGGAACUACACGGGACUUGACGCUCCUGGAGCUGUUCCCCAUCACACUGGCCAUCCAAAUCUGGGGCAAGCAACUCGCAAACAAAAAGGUCCUCUUUUACUGCGACAACCAAGCCGUCGUAACAAUAAUCAACAAGCAGUCAACCAAGGCC
Haliotis rufescens (red abalone) is the source of this 2032-nucleotide messenger RNA. RefSeq lists its product as uncharacterized. The coding region runs from base 576 to 1877 and encodes 433 amino acids. The record is from RefSeq and is a predicted model, not a curated record. The transcript has 2 exons. Lineage: Eukaryota; Metazoa; Mollusca; Gastropoda; Lepetellida; Haliotidae.